Molecule: messenger RNA, 4199 nt
Organism: Photinus pyralis (common eastern firefly)
Lineage: Eukaryota; Metazoa; Arthropoda; Insecta; Coleoptera; Lampyridae
Product: spermine oxidase-like
Exons: 3
Coding region: 2647-4116 (489 amino acids)
Molecular function (GO): polyamine oxidase activity
Source: RefSeq, a predicted model, not a curated record
AAUUAAUUACAGGAUGUGGUUACUACAGCGGCACCGAUUUAUUAGACUAGUCUAUGUUGAUCAUAGGUGGCGCUUGCGUAAAUGUGGAAUGUGGAAGGAAUACUCGUGUAUGGCGCUGGGACGCUUUGGGAAGGCUACCUGGAAAUUAUAGAUAAAGAUCUGGUCCGGAAACUUUUAAUGCUGUUCAGAAAGUUCUUUUUAUCGACUUCUUAGUCCUCUUCUUGGGAGUUUUUUUAGUGCACUUUCACUUUUAAAAAAAGUGCUCUUUACGCCUGUCUCUGUCUGUUUGCCUGAGUCACAAAGGCUCCGUAGUUUUCCGUAGAACUCGAUUUUCGGGUGCUUUUGAGCACGAAUUCAGUGAAUUUCGAAACUUUCUACUGUCAGUGCUGGGCACGCCUUAGACACAUCGGGUGAGGAUUUAGUAAAAACAGGACAGCGUAAAUGAUGGCCCAAGAAUGGAUUUCGAUCGCCCCAACGAUUUCUUGUGCGUUUCAGAUUUUUUCGAAAACUUAGGGAUUUUGGAUUUUUUCCCGAAACAAAAAAUCUCUAUUGUCUCUAGAAGCUCUAGUUUUUCUCGUCUUUUUUGCCUCCUUUACCUCUUCAACCAUCUUAGCCUCUCUUUAUUGUUUAUUGUCCCUCUUGUUCUAGGCCCUCAAUAGGCUUACGCCCAAUUACAGAGUGAUCCACAUAAUGCUUUUGAGAGGUACCACUGCAGAAGGUCUUAAGUUGUUCUAUACUUCUCCGGUAUCUACCUUAGUCAUUAGGAAAACUGCAGAAAAGUCCAACUCUCUACCACUGAGGUACAUCGUCGGUCACUCCCUUUCAUUGUUUCUAGAUCCCUUAUAGCCAGUCUACUAGUCCCUUUCGCGUAUAUAUUAUGUAAACUGUUGGUUCACCCUGUAAGAUGCAUUUCAAUUAUUUUUUAAGCGUAAAUGUGGUUGUUUAUUUGAGAUUAAACACACUGUCGAUCAUUUGAUGUGUCGUAAUUAUUUUGUAUCUAUUUAAUGUUCUAAAUUUGUUUAAAUAAUCGUCUAGCAUUUUGUUUAUUUAAUUGUAGAGUAGCUAUUUCGUAUUAAAUGAUUCUUUUGCCGGUCGUUGCGAUAAGAAAUUUGUUACCGCUGAUUAAAUUUCAAGAUAAGCACGUGUUAUUACCGUAAGAAAACACAUGUGUCGGAAUUCAGUCAGUGAGAACUGAAACGAAAAGGGUAGGAUGCUUUAAAUACAUGAAGCAGAUGUGACUAGGGAUUCGUUUUAGUGGUGAACGUUAAUUGGUUUUUUAUGGCUUGGUGGACGUUGCAACGUAGCCGGUUUCUUUGGUUUGGUGUUCGGCAGUUAGCCGUACUUAAGUGUAUUUUCGCAAGACAGUCAGUCGUGCCAGUUGUAAAGUUCGUUGUACAGAAAGUUAAGGAUUAUUUAGGCGAGCGGUAUAAGUCGAAAUCAAGAAGUGAAGUACCGAAGAAGUUAGUCGGAGUGUUCAAAGAGCCAAUUUUGUAAUUACAACGCACUUAGUGUUCAGGUACAAUUAAAGUAAAGAAGAGAACUUUAGAAGCAAUAUCACCUGGUGUUUGUGCAUCAGUUAAAGACAAUCGAAAUUGAUCGGGUGCAAGGAUUUUUAACAUUUUAAGGUAAUUCGCAUUUCUUUUAACUAAUUUCUUCUAUCGAUUGCUUGUACGUGGUAUGUGUCUAUGCCUAUUUUUUCAUCUUAAUUGAUUUUGUCGAAUAAAAAUCAUUUCGCAUUUGCUUAGUACCUGGAGUUUAAUUGAACUGGGUGGGUGGUUUAGUGACGACCAAGAAAAAUAGGACUGAGGCAUAGAGGGCGAUAGCCAGGAAGCGCCGGCUCCAGGAUGAAACCUCGAGUCAAGCAGGCCCUGCACCAAAGCCUGGGUCCUGGCUCAAAGGGCAACCCGACGUUAGGGACCAAGUGUUUCAGAUUGAAGGGAAGCACUUCGGGGCUUGGCUCAGGGUACCCUGCGAAGAAGCCUAGAGGCUCUGGAGCCCCAAUAGUUGCGGGUGCACUACGAACCUCUAGGUAAGUCGCUGCGGCGGGGCUCAGGGUGGCCAUUGUUCCGGUAUCGCAUUCGGAGGUGGAGAUCACUGAGCCUCAGUCGAGGUGAAUUAUGACGGCAUUGAAUGCAGUUGACGACAUGGAGGGGGGAGGCUUUCCUCGGCUGGCAGGGUCCCGCUGGAACCCGCAGGGUGCCAUUGUGGGCAAAUGCGAGGACUUUGGACUGCUUGGAGAGGACCGUCUGAAAGUCCAGAGGCACGUCCCUAGGGUAAUCAAGGUGAUGGUGGUGUUAUACGGCGCCCCGGAUGACACGGUCAUCAUCUUGAAGCUUCUCCAGAGGCAAAAUCAUGGUUUCAGGACGAGCCUAUGGAGGACGUUCUUCCGCAGGGAGUAGCCUGGUAGGGUCCUCCUCGUAUUUGGUGUCGACCACUCGCGUCGGGAUUACUAUAUAUACUACCGGCGCCGGAAAAAGGGACGGAGGUCACGCUUAAACAUGAAAUCUGUAGAUAAAUAAAUAAAUGUGACAUAAAUAAACAACAGUUUAUCUGAUUAAGCACUUGACCUUCCCUAUCAUAAUGGCGCAAUUACCCACACGGGACGACGUUUGGAUGUAAUAGAAGAUAUACCGUUUACAAUCAAUCAUGCGUUUGCUUCUGCACCUCGUGUGUACGUUACUCCUUCUCUCUUGCGCUAACUGCAUCGACGACCCUGGCGUCGUAAUAAUCGGUGCCGGCGCCGCCGGCAUAGCGGCCGCCAGCCGACUCUACAAAAAUGGUUUCAAAAAUCUUACAAUAUUAGAGGCCGAAGACAGGAUCGGCGGAAGGGUUUACAGCCUGAAGCUUGGAGACGCGUACAUCGACCUGGGGGCGCAAUGGUGCCACGGUGAGAAGGAUAACGUGGUCUACGAGUUGGUCAAGGAUUUAAACGUGCUAAAUGACGACUUCUUCGUUCCGCUAUUUUAUCACUCGAAGCGGAAGCUCAUCGAUACCGAAUUCGCUGUCAAAAUGACCGAGAUAUUUGAGACGACCUACGGAAAUGUGAGUACUGAUCAGAAAGGGCCCUUGGGGGAGUACCUCACCACGAGGUACAACGAGGCCACGCGCGACGCGUGGAAAGACGACGAAGAUAAACUGGCGUUGGCCGCCGACUGUUUGCAUUCGUUCCGGAUUUGGGUGGAAGGAUACGAAGCGGCGUUCUCCUGGUUUGAUGUAGCGGCCAGUAGCAUCUACGAGGUGUGCGAGGGUAACUCGGCGCUCGGUUGGAACGGGCUGGGGUACAAAACAAUUCUCGACGUCCUGAUGGAGAAAUCAGCCAAGUCGAUUACUGACAAAGUUCUCCUAAACCACGUGGUAAAGCAAGUCGUCCGGAGCGAUUCCAAGGUUGAGGUGAAAUGCACCAACGGCGCCAGCUUUACCUCGGACCAUGUCAUUUGGACGCCAUCUCUCGGCGUCUUAAAGCGCGGCUACAAAACUUUGUUCACACCACAGCUCUCCGGCGAGAAAGUACAGGCCAUCCAGACACUGGGCAUGAAUGCUGUUUUAAAGGUCGGCCUGUAUUUCCCCACGAAAUGGUGGAACGACGACUUUAGAGGCGUGGUGUUUUCAUGGGCAGCAAGCGACUUGCAAAAAUCAGGGGAGGCGUUCCCAUACGGUCCCAAAACUGGGAACAAAUCGUGGAUUACCACGAUAAUAUGCGUGACUUCAGUUCCAAAAAGUCCAAACCUGCUCCUGGCGUGGCUUGCAGGUGCGCUUGUUCCAGAAAUUGAAAAAACCUCGGAUGAGACCAUCACAGACGGAGUCAUCUACACGUUACGCGAGUUCAUGGGCGAGGACUACCCAAAUAUCACUCGACCGGACAGAGUCAUACGGAAGAAUUGGUACAUCGAUCCUCAUUUCCACGGCACGUACUCGUUUGAGACGGUGGAGUCUCGAAAACUGGGCAGGCCGCAGGCGGAGGUCCUUGGGGAGCCCAUCCUAUCGGAUGAGGGAAAACCGAUCUUGCUUUUUGCGGGAGAAGCUACAAAUCCGAGACACCACUCGACUGUCCACGGGGCGAUCGAGUCGGGAUUCAGGGAGGCGGAUCGUUUAAUUGAACUUUAUCGAAGAUUUUAGGACUCAAUUUUCUUUAGUUAUUAUUUCACACAAAAAUUUACUUGUUACUCACAAAACAAAACAAAAUAAAAGAAACAUUUACC